GUAGUUGGACCUAUUUACCCGAUAAACCGCAUGUAUCUAAGUAGACAUGGCGGACACACGAAAACGUCCCAUUGUGAGUUUCACUGAGAAUAACCCAAAAGAAAAUGUUCCCAGGGAAGGCGGCACUGGCACAUCUGCAUUAUUUCUUAAGUUAUUUGCAGCAGCUUUCUAUGGGUUCUGUUCGUUCCUUAUCGUUGUCGUUAACAAGAGUCUUCUGACUAACUACAGAUUCCCGUCCUCUUUAGCAGUGGGAAUUGGACAAAUGUUUGCAACGGUUGUUGUGCUGCGAGGGGUGAAAUCAUUAAAUGUGGUAGAUUUCCCAGAUCUUGAUAGGCAUGUACCUCAUAAGGUGUGGCCACUCCCUUUAAUAUAUGUGGGAAAUCAGUUAACAGGCCUGUUUGGAACAAAACAACUGAAUCUGCCAAUGUUUACUGUACUCAGAAGAUUCUCCAUUUUAUUCACAAUGCUGUUUGAGAGUUACCUCCUAAAAAAGGAGUUUUCAUGGUCCAUAAAGGCAACCAUAUUCACCAUGAUCCUGGGAGCUUUUAUUGCUGCAAGUACGGAUUUAGCUUUCGACCUCCAUGGAUAUGUGUUCAUUACACUGAACAACAUUCUGACUGCUGCUAAUGGGGCUUAUAUGAAACAAAAACUGGACUCCAAGGAACUGGGAAAAUACGGGCUGCUGUAUUACAAUGCAUUAUUCAUGAUUAUUCCCACUAUGAUUUUAGCAUACUUAACUGGAGACAUUAAGAAAGCUUUGGAGUAUGAUGGUUGGGCUGACAUUUUCUUUGUGAUUCAGUUUGUGUUAUCAUGUGUCAUGGGGUUUAUACUCAUGUACUCAAUUAUGUUAUGCACCCAUUAUAACUCUGCUUUAACGACAACUAUUGUCGGCUGUAUCAAGAAUAUCUUUGUGACAUACAUCGGGAUGGUGUUUGGUGGAGAUUACAUCUUUACUUGGGUGAAUUUUAUUGGCCUAAACAUCAGUAUUGCUGGCAGUCUUGUGUACUCGUACAUCACUUUCACUAAGGAACCAAAAAAAAAAUGUUGACGGAAAAGUUUAAACAGGCAAAAGGGAGUCAAGAACCCAGUCAGCACUGUGUGCAGACGCAUUUCACAACACUGUGCAACUUUCUCAGCAACCUUGGUUUAAUUUAUUUUUUAUUUAUUUUAUUUUUUUUUUUUUUUUUUUUUUUUUUUGGAACAGUGUAUUUUGUUUUUCUUUAACAAUAUAUGAUUUAAUUUAAUUCAAUUACUUCCUUUGCUGGGUAUGAAAUAAGUAUUAUUUUUUGUCUUUGUAAAUGUUUUUUUUUUUUUUUUUUUAUUAUUAACUGUUAUUUUGAUUAUGUUUUGUUGUAACACGUGACAACGUGAUGCUGUUUAACCUGAAAUAAACUAGUGGUAUGAACAAGCUAAAUAACAUUGAAUAGCUAUAUAUAUACAGUUUCAUAAACACAUUUCUGUAUGACUGUUUCUGUCAUAAACAUAAGAAAAGAUUGAAGAGUUUAGGCUACUACUGUUGUGGAUAUGUUCUUUCCUAUGGUAUUUUGUAAAAAUUAUCUUCUGUUCCCCAACAAGCCGUCUCAGAUGGUUAUUUAAUGCAAAUUCCAAUUAUAUGUUUCUUGGUCUUGAAUAUAGAUAUUUUAGGAAAAAUUUAAAAAGGAAGGAGGGAUUCUGUACUAUUUGGAGAGACAAGGCUACAUUGGUUGACCUAGUCCAAGGUCCAACUGCAGUGUUCAUCAGAUUGGCAAGUUUGACAGACAUUUCAACCUUAUUUUUAUCCGAUUUUAGUUUGAACCAAACUGAAUUAAGGCUGAUGAUACAUGGGGCAACUUGUUUUGAGCAAUGUUGCUUGGAUGCUGUCCCAUUGAGAAUAGGUAACAAAUUUCUGUCUGGAUAAUUUAACUUGGUCGUGGGCCCUUUGUUUUAGCUGGUUGCCCGUUACUGAAAUCAUCUGGAGUUACUGGAGAGGCCCUUACAUACUAUAGCAGUAAUAUGGCAGUGGAUCAAUUUAAGUAUAUUCAUGAUUUUAUAUAAAUAUUCCUCUGCACUACUCCAAAAAUUAAAAUAAUAUCUAUUUUAUCUGCAAUGGUGGAUCCACCAGUGUGGAUUUCAAAAUCUCUGCUAUUUAAAAUGUAUUUUAUGCAUAAAUCCCACUCUAGACCAUUUCAAAUGAGAUUAAUGCUACAGUUACAUGAUGUUAACCAACCUGCUGACAAACAACUGGUGGCUAACAAAGUGGUGACAAGCAACAAAAAUGACAAUAAAUGCAGCAAAAAAAAAAAAGAAAAGAAAAAAAGAUAGUAAAGCAUUUCUAGUUUUCUAGUUUUUGUAGGCUGUG
Messenger RNA from Labeo rohita (rohu), 2338 nucleotides. RefSeq names its product solute carrier family 35 member D1b (gene slc35d1b). Gene Ontology annotation, molecular function: antiporter activity; GDP-fucose transmembrane transporter activity. Gene Ontology annotation, cellular component: Golgi apparatus. NCBI's taxonomy places the organism in Eukaryota, Metazoa, Chordata, Actinopteri, Cypriniformes, Cyprinidae. The transcript is spliced from 13 exons. The record is from RefSeq and is a predicted model, not a curated record. Bases 47 to 1048 code for a protein of 333 amino acids.